CUUGGCAUUAAAGCAUCUAAUUCAGAAGAAAAGUCAUCAAUUUAUCGAAUUCACAAUUAUAAUUGUAAUGAUAUUAUAUAUUCUCGACCAGCUCCACUGUUACGCUCCAAAACAUUACCGGCAAUAAUCGUACCAAAUAUUGAUGUUUUUCCAGUGCAAGUCAAUACUUAUCAGAUUACUAAAAAUAAAGUCGAGAUGAUGAAUGUUAGAAAACAACAUCAAUUUUCUAUCACAAAAGACAAUUCUGAAAGUAUUAUAUCAACUGUAAAUAACAAUAAAUUUUACCAACCAAGAGUACUCCUUACUAAUAAUAUAUUUGUUUUCAAAGAACGACGUGAAUCUACAAAAAUAAUGCCCCAUCCACAAAGUACUUCUCAAUACCAAAGUAUUAUAACUAGUUGUUACAAACAAAAUAACGACUAUAGUUUAAAACCGCGGAGUUCAACAAAUGAUCUAUUUAAUCAACAAAUAAACUACAGUAUACAAAAUAAUUAUAUACUUAGGAGUAUUUCAAUGGACAAUAUAUUUCAAUCUACAAGUUUGAAUUGUUGCAUGUCUAAUCACAUUGAUAAUCUCACCCCAAAUAUUCCACUAUUGGACUACAAAUAUAAAAAUAAAUUUGAUGUCAAUACUGAAUCUCAUUCACAUGGUGUCUUUAGCCAUCACACUAGUCAAAAUGUGAAUUCUCAUUCAAUGUUUUUAGCCAGAAAGUGUUUAAAAAUUAAUGAGAAACAGAGUUAUUUUUAUCAUGAAAUCGGGAGACAUAGUAAAGGACAAAGUAAUCCAGAUAGUGAGUAA
This is a messenger RNA of Cotesia congregata, 798 nucleotides long. The record is from the annotation of a GenBank genome assembly. Lineage: Eukaryota; Metazoa; Arthropoda; Insecta; Hymenoptera; Braconidae.